Lachancea thermotolerans CBS 6340 is the source of this 1119-nucleotide messenger RNA. It is a transcript of the gene MRP7, whose product is annotated as mitochondrial 54S ribosomal protein bL27m. The transcript has a single exon. Gene Ontology annotation, cellular component: mitochondrial large ribosomal subunit; ribosome. The coding region runs from base 1 to 1119 and encodes 372 amino acids. Gene Ontology annotation, biological process: translation. The record is from RefSeq and is a predicted model, not a curated record. Gene Ontology annotation, molecular function: structural constituent of ribosome. NCBI's taxonomy places the organism in Eukaryota, Fungi, Ascomycota, Saccharomycetes, Saccharomycetales, Saccharomycetaceae.
AUGACUGUUUGGAGCAGCAUAAUUGGGCUGAGAGUACACCCCCUUGGAGGUUCCAUCUCUAGCAUUUUAAUUCAUGUUCGUUCUGCCACGAAGAAAGCUGCGGGCUCGAGAACAUCCAUGAAGGACUCCGCAGGUAGAAGCUUGGGACCAAAGAAGCACGAAGGUCAGAAAGUUAAGCCAGGUGAGAUUCUUAUGCGGCAACGUGGUACCAAGUUUUUUCCUGGUGAAAACGUCGGUAUCGGCAAAGAUCAUACAAUAUUUGCCUUAGAGCCAGGUUACACACGCUACUAUCUCGAUCCGUUCCAUCCAAAGCGUAGAUUCGUUGGUGUAGCUCUAUAUCCAGACCUGAAGCUUCCCACUCCCCAUUUUCAACCUCGCGUUAGAAGGUUUGGCCGCCAAGUGAUAGGGAAUCCUGAAGCUGCCAAAAAAGAAGAGAGCUCUCUAUCUCGGCAGCAGUUCCUAGCAAAAGAUGCUUUAAUAAAAGGCAUGAAAGAGCGCGAACUUAGACGGAACGCUCUGCGGGUUGAAUACGCCAAAAUUCUCACUGAGAAAUUGCAGCUAAACUUUGAAGGUGAGCAAAUGGAUUUAGCCACGCUCUACUUGCUGAGAAUGCGCUCCUGCAUAAAGAACGGGUACAGAUUACAAGACUCUCAGUAUAAUUCCAAGUACUUUUUAGAACAGGAGAUUGCUCUCAAGGCUAAGAGGGAAGCAUGGGAUGAUUCUACAUUAAAGCAUCAAAUGGAAGGGCUGAACAAAGCCACCGAGAAGGUGAAUACCUCUACGUCUUUUAACAACCGGUUGGAACUCACGAAAUACAUAAGUGAAGCCGAACGCAGAGAAAAUAAAGCGAAAUUCAUUGAGGAUCUUGCAAACACAACACUGAUGACUAGAAAAGAUAAGAAAAAGGUUGAGAGCAUGUUUGCGGAUGCGGCUGACUUUUUGUCCAGAUCAGAAGAGGUUCAUUUGCGGAGAAAGUUUUUGAAACCCGUAAAGCCAGAAACCGAUGGCUUAGCACGUAGUGAUGGGAAGAAGGCCAUUUCAACGAAAAGAUUUAACUACGCCAAAAGGUCAAUUGAAGUUAUCGUUAGGCCUAAAGCUGCUUUCCUAAGCAAGCUUUGA